Molecule: messenger RNA, 624 nt
Organism: Olea europaea var. sylvestris
Lineage: Eukaryota; Viridiplantae; Streptophyta; Magnoliopsida; Lamiales; Oleaceae
Exons: 5
Coding region: 1-624 (207 amino acids)
Molecular function (GO): nucleic acid binding
Source: RefSeq, a predicted model, not a curated record
AUGUUACGAGCUUGUGUACUACAGUUCAAAGGAAAUUGGGAUACUCAUCUUUCUUUGAUGGAGUUUGCUUAUAAUAACAGUUAUCAUUCGAGUACGGAAAUUAAGCCUUUUGAAGCAUUGUAUGAUAGGAAAUGCAGAACUCUAGUAUGUUGGGAUGAAGUUGGUGAAAGAAAGUUAUUGGGUCCUGAAUAUAUCCAGAUUACUACUGAGAAAGUAAAAAUAAUUAAAGAAAAGUUAAAGACAACCCAAGAUAGACUGAAGAACUGUGCUGAUAGACAUCCAUCUCAUGUUUUGGGAUCACAAUCAGUAGAGCUGAAGGAAAAUCUUACCUAUGAAGAAAAACCAGUUCAGAUAUCGGAUAGGAAGGAACAUGUCUUGCGUAGUAAGACUAUUCCUUUGGUUAAAGUUUUGCAGCGAUACGGAUAUCGGGACAGCAUUUCAAUCGAGUUGAUUUUGGCGUAUAUAGUUCUAAUUGAUUAUAAGAAUUCUUUGAGAUCGACUUUCGUUCACGGAGGGGCCAAAGGCCCAUGGCGACUGUUCUUAGCCCGACGGGCGGAUUAUAUAUUUCAGCUGGUUAAUCCUGUUUCCAAGGGAGAUAAUGCUGAAAUUCUGUUAGAAAAAUGA